Molecule: messenger RNA, 2103 nt
Organism: Guillardia theta CCMP2712
Lineage: Eukaryota; Cryptophyceae; Pyrenomonadales; Geminigeraceae
Exons: 3
Coding region: 1-2103 (700 amino acids)
Source: RefSeq, a predicted model, not a curated record
AUGACUGGAACAACUCUCCCCCGCCGCCUCCUCCCCUUCCUCCUCCUCCUCCUCCUCCUCCUCUCGUCAUUCAGCUCCUGUGAAGCUGCAGGAACUUGCUACAAGGCCUCCAAGACUUUUUACGAUCAUUGCGGACGUCUCAACAUCACAGUAGGAUCUUGCGAGUCAAUGCAAGAUGCAGAAAACUCUCUAAGCUCGAUUGGAAAUCAUCCGUAUGCGUCAGAUGAUUGCUCUCACCGCUCCUUGUCGUUGUACUGCCAAAAGUUUGGCGCACAGAGCAGACCUGACAUCGGAUGCUCUCACAUCUGUCCUCUUACCCCCUCUCACAUGGAGGACGGCUGCCUCUCCGACGACGAUUGUCCAGGUUUCAGGAGCGGGUUUGAUGGGCAUGGGAUGAGGAUAUGCUGCGACACGCUGAGAGAAGUUCUCUUGAGCCUCUGCGAGUUGUCAGCCGAGCAAGUGAAUGCCAUGGAUGUUUCAGCUCACUGCUUCGCUACCGGAUGCUGGGAAGGACGAGGGGACGAGGUCCCGAUGAGCAGAAGAUCAUCCAAGCGAUCCAAGAGCAAGAGUUCCAAAGGAAAAAAGGGGCCAAGCGAUCUACCUGCCUUGACUCCCAAGACCGCGAGAGCGGUCGCGACUUUGAUCACGAUCACGACGGUUGUAGCUAUCGCUAGUGUUACCAUCACCACGGCUGUCGACCUUCUUUCCCUGGCUCCGAGCUCUCCCUCAGCUGAAACCAUUGGCUCCAAGCCGACAGCCGAAGGAGCUUCCUACGUUGUACCCCUCAUCCUGCAAACGCAGUUCCUCGCUCUCAUCGGACUGCACAGUGACAGAAUAAUGAGUGGGUGGGGCGGGGCCUUUUGGGACGAACCCCUCGCAAUACUCUCAAGCGAUCUCCAAUGGUUAAACUAUAGGUUCACGGCUGUCUUCGAACAGAGUACCUCUGUCACACAUGACCGCAGGCUUCUCGAUACAUUGCUCUGGUGCGUACUCAUAUUGAUGCUCGUGAGCCUCUUGCGUCUGAUGUCCAACAAGCUCAUGAAGCAUCGGAUGGCGAGAAGCAUGCAAGGACAGGAAGGGCACGUCAGGAUGACUCCGUUCCCUAAGUGGGAGCUUGCUGUCUGCGUCACGCAAGUUCAAGGCCUGUCUAUUGUCUGCUCCAGCGGGAUGUGGUAUGGAAAUUUGACUGACUUGUUGCUCGGUAUCUUGAUCUACAUGGUCGUGUUUGCGGGAUGGCUGAUAUUGGUGUGGUUGGCGAGGCUUGGAGCGAGAGGAAAGGUCACAUGGGAAAGUGUCUCACUGCAGGAGGCCGUCAACAAGUGGAAAGAGGACACAAAGAGUCUUGCCAGGGACAAGAGAACAACAUUAAGAGUCUUUACUGUUCCUGUCAUACUCGGAAGGUGGCUCGUACAUCCCCGAGACUGCGCAACCCACGAAGAAUCUUGGCUGUACAUGAAUCGCUUCGGCAUUCUGAUACAGGCAUUGAAGCAGAAGACUUGGUGGUACUACGUGUACUGCAUCUGGCUCAAGUUGUUUUAUCCCUGGUUGUUGAUGUUGCCAAUGGUCUUCUUGAUGGGCUUCACGAUCAUCGAACUUCUGCUGGUCCUUUUUUCCGUCCCUCAUAUUGAUCUGCGCGAAUGGAUAGCGCAGGUGUUGGCAGUGUCCGGCAACGUCGGCAUCACCUUGUCGUUGUUUCUCUACGAUCUUGAUUUCAUCAGCGAAGAGACUUUGCACGAGCACCUUAUGGCCUUGAUUCUUGUCUCUUUCGUUCCCCUGGCCUUCCUCAGCCUCUGCUCAGAAGCAAACCGCAUCGUCAUGACCAUCAAUCAGCUCAGAAAACCUUCGAGGGCUGUGGUGCCGGACAUCAACAACGACAGCAAGAGUGCUCGUUCCACCACGGUGGAGGUUCUGAAGCAGGGUUGGGAGAUCCAGCCUGUUGAGAGCGUGGAGGUACAAAACGGCAGCUGCGAUGGGAAAGAGGCAGAGGACGAGGGCACGCGAGAGGAUGUAGGAGGUUUCCUCCAAGGUUUGGUCACCAGCGCUCGGGAGUUGAUGCCCGUUGACUCAAAUGACUCUGAGACGAGCUUGCCGGAACCAGCGUGA